This is a messenger RNA of Rhizophagus irregularis DAOM 181602=DAOM 197198, 174 nucleotides long. RefSeq lists its product as uncharacterized. The record is from RefSeq and is a predicted model, not a curated record. Gene Ontology annotation, molecular function: protein binding. Lineage: Eukaryota; Fungi; Glomeromycota; Glomeromycetes; Glomerales; Glomeraceae.
AAUGAUAAAAAAGCAUUAAAAUGGAUUAAAAUUGCUGAUGAACUAGAAAAUCCUGAUGCUCAAUUUAUGCUUGGACAAAUGUAUUCUAAAGGCAAAGGAGUCAAGCAAGAUUAUGUAGAAGCUAUAAAAUGGUCUAAACAUGCUGUUGUACAAGGACAUCAUGAGGCUGGAAUU